Balearica regulorum gibbericeps (East African grey crowned-crane) is the source of this 414-nucleotide messenger RNA. The record is from RefSeq and is a predicted model, not a curated record. NCBI's taxonomy places the organism in Eukaryota, Metazoa, Chordata, Aves, Gruiformes, Gruidae.
UCUUCCUCGCAGGCGGACAACUUCAUCCGAGCGAAUGCCUGCAAUAAACUGACCGUCAUUGCCGAGCAGAUCCGGUACUUGCAGGAGCAGGCUCGGAAGGUCUUGGAUGAAGCUAACAGAGAUGCUGAUCUGCACCAUGUGGCCUGCAACCUUGUGAAGAAGCCAGGAAACAUUUACUACAUGUACAGGCGGGAGAGUGGCCAGCGAUACUUCUCCAUCCUGUCUCCCAAGGAAUGGGGGACCAGUCCCCACGAAUUUCUCGGUGCCUAUAAGCUCCAGCACGACAUGUCCUGGACUCCAUUUGAGGACAUUGAGAGACAAGAUGCUGAAAUAAACAUCCUGGAUAAGCUGCUGAGCCGGCAAGCUGCGCUGCCACCGUGUACGGAGCCCAACUUCCAGGGCCUGACCAAGUGA